UGCCUGUAAUUGCUACCUCAUCACAUGACUGCAAGGUGAAGAUCUGGAACGAAGAUACUGGAGGGCUCGGAAUAGGGAAGGAUCCAUCCGAGCUGAGGAGCAGAAGUGACUUCAGAGGCGCCCUGCCUGCCCGUCAGCGUAAGGCAGUGUGUGAGCCAAGGUGGUGUAGUCAGAGGGGAUGGCAGGAGACCAGCCCAGCGCAGAACAGAGGCCUGCAAAGAUGAGUGGACUUCGACCCCCUUAGAGAAAAAGCAAGAGUGACUCACAGGAGGAAGAUGUAAUCAAAGCUUCCAGGCUGUCUGUCCCCCGUAAGCCCAGACAGUCCAAAGUCAGCAAAGGGGAGAGGAGGAAAACCUGAGCUGGAGAGCUGGCCAAGAGCUGCCUGAAGACCAUGCAAAUGAGGCCCGCCCACAACUGCCUGGAAACCAGGCCUGGAGAAGCCAGAGCCCAGAGCACAGGCUGCAGGGCUGCGUUCGGGAAAGGAGGAGGAGGAAGUGGGGGAGAUUCCGAGGGUGCAGGACAUCUCCUGCCAGACCUCCCGGUGUCCGGACUGAGGAUGGCCGAGCUGCAGGGCCGGGAGCCUGAGUGCCCCGUCUGCUGGAACCCCUUCAACAACACCUUCCACACCCCUAAAGUGCUGGACUGCUGCCACUCCUUCUGCGUGGAAUGCCUGGCCCACCUCAGCCUGGUGACUCCGGCCCGGCGCCGGUUGCUGUGCCCGCUCUGUCGCCAGCCCACGGUGCUGGCCUCCGGGCAGCCUGUCACUGACUUGCCCACGGAUACUGCCGUGCUCACCCUGCUCCGCCUGGAGCCCCACCACGUCAUCCUGGAAGGCCGCCAGCUCUGCCUCAAGGACCAGCCCAAGAACCGCUACUUCCUGCGCCAGCCCCGCGUCUACACGCUGGACUUGGGCCCCGAGCCUGCGAGCCAGGCUGGGAUCCCCCAGGACACAGCCCCUACCAGCAGGCUGGCGCCCAGCCCCAGCCCCAGCCCCAGCCGCUCCUCUCUGAGACAGUGCUUCCGCAACCCGCAGUUCCGCAUCUUUGCCUACCUGAUGGCCGUCGUCCUCAGCGUCACCCUGCUGCUCAUCUUCUCCAUCUUCUGGACCAAGCAGUUCCUCUGGGGUGUGGGGUGAGCGUCUGCUGCAGACAAGGAACCAGGCCUUUCUUGGCUGCCGCUGAGCAGGGGGACUGCAGAGCCUCAUUCGGGAUUGGCUUCCUUUGUAGUAUUGUUCAGUUUUACAACCCAGGGAUCAGCUAGGCUUUGCGUCUGCUUCUAGGAACAGAGAAUCUUGCAGUAAUGAGAACCUCUGAGAGCUGAAGGGCUGGGGAAAGAUACGAAGAGAGCUCUGGGUCCUGGAAGCACAGAGAAGCAGAUCUGCAAUUACAGAGCUACUUAGCAAGUUGUGCCAAAGGGCUGGACAAUGGUGUCCAGAACCUGACCAGCCCAGAGAGCAAGUUGCAUUUCUUACUGGAACUGCUUUGAACUCAGUUCACAUUUUUUUUUUUAACCCUGAGUUGCUCUUUUUACUGUUUGUUGCUAAAAAACUUGGAAAGUGGACUUCAAUUGUGAGCCAGUGUGUGUGUCCCCCCCCUUUCAGUUUUCUCUUUGGAUGUCUUGUCACCAGUCCCAGUAAAAAUGGCCCGCAUUCAUUA
Messenger RNA from Phacochoerus africanus (Common warthog), 1655 nucleotides. It is a transcript of the gene RNF183, whose product is annotated as ring finger protein 183. NCBI's taxonomy places the organism in Eukaryota, Metazoa, Chordata, Mammalia, Artiodactyla, Suidae. Gene Ontology annotation, biological process: protein ubiquitination. Gene Ontology annotation, molecular function: ubiquitin protein ligase activity. Bases 392 to 1135 code for a protein of 247 amino acids. The transcript is spliced from 3 exons. The record is from RefSeq and is a predicted model, not a curated record.